GUUUGUUGCCGACAGUUUCAAUACAUACUUCACACACAGCGGAGCCAUUACAUCAACGCGUGAUAGAUUAGUAAACAAAAAAAAAAGCCUUGCGAUUUGUUAUGAAAAAUGAUAGGAAAAAGAAGGUAUGAAAUCGGUGAUAUAAGGAAGCCAAGGCCUGAAAUAUUGCAAUGGAAAAUGACAAAGAUUAAAUUUGUAUGUUUUAUUUGCAUUUUUUGCCACAUGGGGUUCAGUAUGUUGGUUAUACUUCAGGCCAAACAGGUUGAGGAAUCAGGAAAAGAGUGCACUUACGAAACUAUCGGUAAAGGAAAGGACCAGACAGUGGAAAACGCGAACUACUUUUGUCAUUUGAAGCUUGUGCUGGUAAACACGUUUUUCCCCAGAGAAAGGACAAUAAUCGAGUAUCACAAACAGCCAGCGUCUUUAGAAAGAGACGGUACUAAGAACAAUUACCGUCCAAAAUAUCAAAACAUUGUAAAUACAAUUUCCUUUGACCAAAACACCAAUGAUGGGAAUGCAAGUAUUCCAGGAUACUUGAAUUUUACGAAGCAUGAUGUCCAAAAUGUCAGUGAUUCUACAGCAUCCUUGCAGUACAUGACGCAUUUGCAAGAGAGCAGCCUAGGGGCUCGUCUAAAUCAGUAUUUAACCCAACCUACUACAACUUGUAAGCGACUGGCAAGGAUUGGCGGGAGGUCUUGCCUUGGUGCUUACGAUGGAAGCAAGCUUGUGUGUAUGGAUAGUGACGUAAGGCCUCAACCUACAGGCUGCCUCGUGUACUCAUUUGGUGUGGGCAACGAUUUUAGCUUUGACAACUGCAUGCAGGACUAUGGAUGUGAAGUCCAUUCGUUUGACCAUGACGACGACCAUGAAAUCUACGACUACCGCCAAGGACCGCUGGCCUUUUUCCACAAAGCCAGGAUUGGGCACAAGGACGGUUAUUAUAGGACGUGUGAGGAGAGCCAGUACGGCCUGAAGUGCGAGCCUUCGCUUCGUUACUACACAAUGGCUACAAUACGGAGAAUGCUUCAUCAUGACACUCGAAAUGUGGACUAUUUGAAAAUGGACAUCGAAGGAGCGGAAUGGUUCGUUCUCGGCGACAUCAUCCAUAAUUCUACUGUGCUUCAACAAACCAGGCAAAUUGCUCUUGAGAUUCACUUGGACGAAGUCAAUCGUCAGACAUCAGAAGAAGAACUGCAAGAAACACUAAAGAGUUACCUCUCAGUCUUCUCCGAUUUACAAAAGCUGGGAUUCGCCGUGGCAGCGUUUGAGGAGAACGGGAUGAGACCCAUUUACUCCCGAAUCGACGGAACCCUUUUGAGUAUCUACGCGGAAAUUCUUCUGCUGAAAAGGAAUGAAAGCACCAUUACUACCAGAACUUCGACACUUUAAUCAUUCUGGCAAAAUAGCGCCUUUUUAAAAUUAGUCUUGAAUCCCAAUAGUCAGUUCUAACUUUUGUGAACCUUAACAUGAUAAGCUUGUUAACAAGCUCAAAUUUGAUGUGAAACCCUUGUCAAUUCAGUUGUUAUAUCUCUGCAUUUCAAGGGCGACCUUUAAUACAAAGAAUAAUGGCUGAACCUUAGAAUACUUCCAUUGUACAGUAUAUUCACUUUAGGUAAAAUAUGUGAUACUUUGGUUUACAUGUAUCGCGUUUUGGAUAUUUUCUUUUAACGAAUUUUUGAUAUAGAACAGGCAAAUCAUAAGCUCAAUUAACCUCAAGGAACAAAAAUGCUCAUGUGGUUGACUAUUGAAAUCUGUACAAGUAUUUAAUGUUUAAUAUUAUUAAUCUUACUAUUGUUUCUCAAAUAUUAUAAUGUGAACUAUGCAUGAAGUCGAAAAACAGGUGUAAGUGAAUUCAGAUACCCAUCUGUAGACCAAGAUCUAUUUAAAGAGAAUCCUAUAGAUUUAAGAAGAUAUUAUUCGUUGUCAUUCUUGUUCCCAAUAAACAGUCACGUGGGGUUACCUUUAGAAGCCAGUGAUACGAAUUGCGCACCUCGCUUGUUUACUUGGAAAAAGGGAAGGCUCAGUAAAGUCUUUAUAGUCUUGUCCGACCUCCUCGAUGGUGAUUUCACAAAAGACGAGCGUUUGCCCUUUGGGCCAUGGCUCAUAUGGCAUUAUACCUGGACCACCGAAAAACCAGAUCUAUUUUCGGUGGCCUUGAUUAUACGCUGUACAGAAAACUCGGUUUCGCCGAAGAAUCCU
Molecule: messenger RNA, 2199 nt
Organism: Macrobrachium nipponense
Lineage: Eukaryota; Metazoa; Arthropoda; Malacostraca; Decapoda; Palaemonidae
Exons: 6
Coding region: 109-1389 (426 amino acids)
Source: RefSeq, a predicted model, not a curated record